AAAUUGCCUAAAAAAUACCAAAACAACGCGGGUGGAAAUUAGAGAUGGACACAAAAUCAAUUGCUGUUAAUUAACAGGCUCAAAAAAGAUAAUAAGAGACAAUAACAGUCUGUUGCCAUUCAACAGAAAGAUUUAUUUUGAUUUCUAAAAAUAACAAAAUAUAAAUUUAACACACACUGCAGCGGCAGGUGGUUAAUAUUAAGUGUUAAUUUAAUUAAAAAUUCCAAAACGGAAUUUGCAGAGUUUUUGGCUAACUUCCACUUGUUGUAACCCAUUAGAAUUCCUGGCUUCAAACUGGAUUUGGAGAUCAUCAACAUUAAUAUAACUCGUGACGUGAUUCAUAUCGCAAUUAAAGCUGUAUAAUUAGUAACAAACAUAUCAUAUAAUAAUGGCUACCACAAACGUGAUAGCCGAUUUGUGCAUAUUCCUGCUCACCUGGAAUGUGGGUACACAUUCGCCCAAAGAUUUGUCCCUGACCUCGCUGCUGGCCUUGAACGGAACCACCCAAUGCCCGGACAACCAACUGCCCGAUAUUUACAUCAUUGGCAUGCAGGAGGUCGGCACAAGUAAAUUAAAAAUAUUCCAAGAUGAUCCCUGGGUCCUGAAAAUAGCGAGUUAUCUAUCGGAUCGGGAAUACGUGAAAGUGGAGAGUAAACAGCUCCAGGGAAUACUGAUCACCAUGUUCAGCCUGCACAAACAUGUGCCGCACAUGAAGGAUAUCGAGACGGAUGAGACACGCACUGGCCUGGGUGGUCUCUGGGGUAAUAAGGGUGCGGUAAGCAUACGUCUAAGCCUCUAUGGAACGGGAGCCGUAUUUGUUUGCUCCCAUUUGGCUGCCCAUGAUGAUAAAUUGAAGGAGCGCAUAGAGGAUUAUCAUCAGAUAGUGGACAAUCAUAAAUACAAGACGCCUGGAUAUCGUAGGAUAUACGAUCAUGACUUUGUUUUCUGGAUUGGCGACUUGAAUUUCCGUCUGUCGGGCGAUCUGUCGGCCUGGGAUGUACGCACAUCUGUGGAAAAUGGCAAUUUCGCUGAGCUCCUGAAAGAUGAUCAAUUGCGUCUGCUGCGAGAAUCCGGCAAUGCCUUCAGUCUAAUGGAGGAGCAGUUGCCCAACUUUGCACCAACAUUUAAGUUCCAAGAGGGCACCAAUGAGUACGAUUUAAAACGCCGUCCCGCCUGGUGUGACCGCAUAUUACAUCGCGUGCAACGAAACAUUUACCCGGCCAUUACUCUGAGUGCCAAUCAGUUGUCUUAUCAAUCCAACAUGGACUACACCCUCUCCGAUCAUAAACCUGUUUCGGCAACCUUCAGCUAUAAAAUCGAGACCGCUAAUCUUACCUACACAGAUGAAGAGCUCCAUGAGAUGACUCACGGUGCGGCAGAGACCACCACAAGAACUAAUGUUAGUCUUCUUAUCGCUCUAAUUGCUUUUGUAGUUCAAAUUUAAUUUGAUUUUGUGUUUGCUUUUUGUAGUUGUUUAAUGCCCAGUUAGAGGAUUGGUAGUAGUAGACCGAACCUUCAAUGGCCACUUCCCAAAUUGAUUAAUUAAUUAAUUGUUUAAAUUGAUUUCUUCCAGUGAAAGAAACACUCUAAGCUAAUGAUAUCAAGUACAAUUUAUGGUUGAAUCUCAGCUAGUCAAUCAAAAUGCGAAACAUUUAUACUCUUUACAUCAAACAAGAAAACAAUUAUCAAUUCGAUUGUGAUACAUAAGAAUUAUAUGUUUAUACAUACUCUCGAAACUGACCUCAAAUAUCAAGAUUACAUCCUUAAGAUCAAGACAUUAAUUGUUAAAGAUUAUAUCAAAUUAUUUGAUAAAAUAAAGCAAUAUAUAUAUACAUAUAUUUUUGAGAAACAAA
Drosophila willistoni is the source of this 1853-nucleotide messenger RNA. RefSeq names its product phosphatidylinositol 4,5-bisphosphate 5-phosphatase A. Gene Ontology annotation, molecular function: phosphatidylinositol-4,5-bisphosphate 5-phosphatase activity. NCBI's taxonomy places the organism in Eukaryota, Metazoa, Arthropoda, Insecta, Diptera, Drosophilidae. The record is from RefSeq and is a predicted model, not a curated record. Gene Ontology annotation, cellular component: plasma membrane; ruffle; cytoplasm. Gene Ontology annotation, biological process: phosphatidylinositol dephosphorylation. Bases 389 to 1444 code for a protein of 351 amino acids. The transcript is spliced from 2 exons.